Diaporthe citri is the source of this 1134-nucleotide messenger RNA. RefSeq lists its product as uncharacterized. The transcript is spliced from 3 exons. Gene Ontology annotation, molecular function: protein binding. The record is from RefSeq and is a predicted model, not a curated record. NCBI's taxonomy places the organism in Eukaryota, Fungi, Ascomycota, Sordariomycetes, Diaporthales, Diaporthaceae. Bases 1 to 1134 code for a protein of 377 amino acids.
AUGCCUGGCGAAACCAACCAAGACAGCCCCCAGCCUCCCCAUGUCGAGCUGGUCGACGACAACCCCACAGAGCGGCACGACGGCGAACAAAGCCCCGGAAUCACCAACGGAAAGGGCUGGGAUGGGAAACUGCGCGUGCCGGGCCGAGCGAGCCUGGCCAACCCAGAGGCUCUGUCAGAUCCAGAGUACUCGGAUGACGACAAUGUCGUCCCGGGUCAAGAAAUAGAGGCAGACGAAGAUCUCUUUGACGACGAGGACCUCGAUACCGAUGAGCUGAUAUCCAUAAAUGCCCGCAUCCAGUCCAUCCCCAGUCUGCGACUCGAUCGCUUCAAGAAGGUCGCGCGCCUGUGUCUGAGGCAGAACGGCAUCACCGAGAUCAACGGCCUGGAGUGUCUUGCCGAGACGCUGGUGGACCUCGACCUCUACGACAACUUGAUCGGUCACAUCCGCGGAAUCGAGUCGCUGACCAAGCUGACGAACCUCGACCUGAGUUUCAACAAGAUCAAGCACAUCAAGCGUGUCAACCACCUGAAGGACCUGACCGACCUGUUCUUCGUGGCCAACAAGAUCAGCACCAUCGAGAACCUCGAGGGGCUGGAUCAAUUGCGCAUGCUCGAGCUGGCCUCCAACCGCAUCCGAGAGAUACAAAACCUGGAAUCGCUAAAGAACCUCGAGGAGCUAUGGCUGGCCAAGAACAAGAUCACCACACUCGGCGGGCUCAGCGAGCUGCCAAAAUUGAGACUGCUCAGCAUCCAGUCGAACCGGAUCCGCGAUCUCUCGCCGCUCAAGGAUGUCCCGACGCUCGAGGAACUUUACAUAUCGCACAACGCGCUCGAGUCUCUGGAGGGCCUCGAGACCAACACGAAGCUGCGGGUUCUGGAGAUCUCAAACAACCAGAUCACCAGCCUCCAGGGUCUAGGGCCACUGAAGGAGUUGGAGGAGGUCUGGGCGAGUUACAACAAGCUCAGCGACUUUGCCGAUGUGGAGAAGGAGCUGAAGGACAAGGAGAAUUUGGAGACGGUCUACUUCGAGGGGAAUCCGCUGCAGACUCGAGCCGAGGCUCUGUACAGAAACAAGGUUCGCCUGGCGCUGCCCCAAAUUAAACAGAUCGACGCGACUUUCGUGCGAACAUGA